This is a messenger RNA of Trichoderma harzianum CBS 226.95, 1107 nucleotides long. RefSeq lists its product as hypothetical. Lineage: Eukaryota; Fungi; Ascomycota; Sordariomycetes; Hypocreales; Hypocreaceae. The coding region runs from base 1 to 1107 and encodes 368 amino acids. The record is from RefSeq and is a predicted model, not a curated record. The transcript has 2 exons.
AUGGCUGACCCAACUGGCCCCCCGCCACACUCGUUUACGGGCAUCCUCAAGGACAUCGAGCACCAAAAUCCGCCCAGAGAAAGCGACGAUGCUUCCCAGAGUCACGAAGAGCACCACGCACUGUCGGAAAAGGCGUCGUCUCACAGGCGGUCCAAGCCGGCUUCCAUCGACAUCGACAAGACCCAGCCGCAGGACUUUGAUGGCGAGCUGUCCACGAACAACGAGCUGCCGUCUGCCAAUGUCCAGAAGAUGAUUGAAGACUACAUCGUGCUGGACCGCCAUGGCAAGUCGAGGACGUUCAAGAGCCUUUAUAUGGGCAACAACAAGGCCAGACGAGUGCUCGUCAUCUUUAUCCGGCACUUUUUCUGCGGCAACUGCCAGGAAUACCUCCGUACCCUGUCCGAACAUAUUACCCCCGAUUCUCUUCUGCGACUCCCCAUCAGCACCUUCAUCACCGUCGUCGGAUGCGGCGACCCUGCCCUGAUCGACAUGUAUGCCAAAGAGACGGGUUGCCAGUUCCCCAUAUACACGGACCCGACUCGAUCGCUAUUCGACGCACUGGGCAUGGUCAAGACGCUCAACAUGGGAGAUAAGCCAGCAUACGCAAAGAAGAGCACGUCAAGAGGGAUCUUCGAUAGCAUCGUUCAGGGGCUGAAGCAAGUGCCCAAGGGCCUGGCGCUGAAAUCUGGUGACCAUCGGCAGGUGGGCGGCGAGUUUCUCUAUGAGCCGUUCCAGGUUUCGACGCCGGUUACAACGCCGCAUGAGGAGCAGCAUCCCCAGUUUGGAACGUUUGAGAGGCCGGAAAACGGAAACAAAAACGGCAAGGCCAGAGAAGAGGAGGACCGGGCUGAAGAGAAGAGGAUUACGUGGUGCCACAGGAUGAAGACUACGAGGGAUCAUGUAGAGAUACCCGAGCUGAUGGAGGUGCUGGGCUUGGAUGCCCAGGCGCAUGUGCCAGCUCCCAAAGAUGAAAAGAGGUGGGUAGAAGCUACGCGGGAGAGAAAGGGCACGGGUGUCACCAUGGUCCCUGAGAUGAAGAGGCUUAGCCAAGCGGCUCGCGAAAGUGCUGAGCACUCUCAUGAACCUGUGGCGGCUGAGAACAACUAA